Molecule: messenger RNA, 1003 nt
Organism: Triticum urartu
Lineage: Eukaryota; Viridiplantae; Streptophyta; Magnoliopsida; Poales; Poaceae
Source: RefSeq, a predicted model, not a curated record
UGAAACUGAUCGUGUUCGACCGACCGGCCAUUCCUCCACGGUCGCAUUCCCUCGUGGCCGGCGCACCGCGCUCCGAGCAGCAAUGGCGUUCGCCGCGGCUGCGCGGAGAAGCCUCGCCUUGCCUAGCAUCUCCGAUUGCCUCUCCCGCCGCUUCCAUCCCGCGCUCCCCCAACUGCUCCCAUCCAACUCCAUCGGCGAUCCCCGGAAGCCCUCGCCCCUUCCUCUCUCACCCGCAACGCGUCCGUUGCGCUUCGCGUUCUCCCCUUGCGGGACAGCUCAAACCCUAAACCUCCUUCCAUUCGGCAUCCACCUCCUCGCCGGGCCACCCCGCCGCGGCUUCUCCUCCUCCUCCGGCGACAUUGACUUCGCCGACGUCCUCACCGGCGCCGCCGAUGCCUGGCCGCCCGUGGCUGCCCCGGCGAGCUUCCCCAGCGAGGUGGCGUUGGCCGCAGGGGACUCGUCGAUUGCCGUCGCGGCGGUGCAGCAUCUCAUCGACGCGGUCCAUUCCUUCACUGGUGGAUUUCCAUUGCUCUCUCCACUGUGCUCUUACGGUCUGUGUCGUGCCCAUUGUGGAUGCUUGCCAGGAAACGAGUAUAUGCAAAGUUGAGUUCUUUGCAUGGAGUUAAUUCCAUCCAACAACUACAAAUUGGUAGGUUUAGUCUGUGAACAACACCUUUUUGUGGACCCACAUGGCCACACAACACUCUUGUACUACAUAUCAGCAAAUAUGCAUUAUCCACGAGUAAAUGUGUGCUCUGAAUGCAAUAUCCCUGAGUUAGUGUGAAUGGAAUAUCCAUGAGUAAAUGUCUGUUAGGCAGAUCCAAGUAAAUGAAUUGAUUGGAUGUUAACUUUUCAAUGCCCUGUUUUUUGAGUGUGAGAAUUUUUCCAGUAUCCUGUAGGAUAACAGUUGUUCUGUAUGAAGCUCUUGCAGAACUCAUUUUUAUUGCAAAAAUGCCCUAACUUGUUACAGAGCCAACUCAGAAAAGUAUAACUGUUGUAUAUU